Molecule: messenger RNA, 423 nt
Organism: Wallemia ichthyophaga EXF-994
Lineage: Eukaryota; Fungi; Basidiomycota; Wallemiomycetes; Wallemiales; Wallemiaceae
Exons: 1
Coding region: 1-423 (140 amino acids)
Source: RefSeq, a predicted model, not a curated record
AUGUUCAACAAGAUUCUCCUCCUCUCAGCUGCACUCACCGGCGCUGUCGUAAACGCUACGACCUAUGCAACCUUCUACUCAGACCCUUCGUGCCAAAAUGAUGCUUCGGUUGACUUUUCUGUUAACAAUCCUGGUUGUUUCAGCGUAGGCGGUAACGAAUACGUCAAAUACCACGGCAGCAACAUUCAAUGUUUCUCGCUCGUCAAGUCUCCAGACGCAAGUUGCCCAUGUCAAUUCGAUUGCAUUGAAGGUUUAAACGCUGUUGGCGGUAAAGGUUCUGACUGUUAUGGUAUAAUGAUCCCAGAUGACGGUUGCUAUUACAUUGGUCAAUCUGAAUCACUCCGUUUCAUUGGUGGUAUGUGUCCAGGAAACGACUGCCCAGACAGAUCAAGCAGAUCUAUUCCAACUCUUGAAGACAACUAG